AGUAAGAGCUGAGACAUCCUUCGCCGGAGCCCAGACCUCACCGGAGCCCUCCGCGGCACGGCAUCCCAACCCCGGCACGGCAGAGGGGACGGGGGGGCUUUGGGGACCCCUCCUUGCUCUCCCUGCAGCAGGAAUGAAAUUUGGGGCAGGUGACUUGGCAGAGCAUCCCGGACCGCGCACCCACCCUGGUCUGGCUGUGUCCUUGCUGAGGCUCUCCCAGCCCACAGCCAGCUCCACCCAUGGCUCCUCCAGCGCUCGCUAACGGUGGGGACACGCAGGACACCUCGCCGGAGGUCCCCUGUGGUGGCUUUCCCUCAUAAACCUCCUCUCCCACCACCAUCUCAGCUCAUCGCUCCCCCUGGCCCCUCCUGGGGGGCUUCGCAAACUGCUCCAGGGAGGGGGUCCAUGGGGGUUACCAGCACAGGCAGCAUGGGGUGGCUGUCCCAUGGCGUCACCCCCCUCAUCACUUGGUGCUUUGUCACCUUCCAGGCAGCCUCCUGCCUGCGGGAGCAGCCCGGCAGCCACGCCGAGGAGCGUCUCUUCAAGCACCUCUUCACCGGCUACAACCGCUGGUCGCGGCCGGUGCCCAACACCUCCGACGUGGUCAUCGUGAAGUUCGGGCUCUCCAUCGCGCAGCUGAUCGACGUGGGGACUGUACAGCUGCCCAGCCAUCGGAGUCGCUCAGAGCCCUGUGCUGCAAAACGCUCUUUCUUGCUGCCAUCUAGUGAGCAGACAUCUCAUGGAAAUAUAGUCCCUCCUUGGACUUGCACUGGAUGAGAAGAACCAGAUGAUGACCACAAACGUCUGGCUGAAGCAGGAGUGGAGCGACUACAAACUGCGCUGGGAUCCGGCGGACUUUGACAACGUCACCUCCAUCCGGGUGCCCUCCGAGAUGAUCUGGAUCCCUGAUAUCGUGCUCUACAACAACGCUGACGGGGAGUUCGCCGUGACCCACAUGACGAAAGCCCACCUCUUCUCCAACGGGAAGGUGAAGUGGGUGCCACCCGCCAUCUACAAGAGCUCGUGCAGCAUCGACGUCACCUUCUUCCCCUUCGAUCAGCAGAACUGUAAGAUGAAGUUCGGCUCCUGGACUUACGACAAGGCCAAGAUCGACCUGGAGAACAUGGACCGCCACGUGGACCUCAAGGAUUACUGGGAGAGCGGCGAGUGGGCCAUCAUAAAGGCCAUCGGCACCUAUAACUCCAAGAAGUAUGACUGCUGUACCGAAAUCUACCCUGACAUCACCUUCUGCUUCAUCAUCCGUCGCCUCCCGCUAUUCUACACCAUCAAUCUCAUCAUACCUUGCCUGCUUAUCUCCUGCCUGACCGUGCUGGUCUUCUACCUGCCCUCCGACUGCGGGGAGAAGAUCACCCUCUGCAUCUCCGUCCUGCUGUCCCUCACCGUCUUCCUGCUGCUCAUCACAGAAAUCAUCCCGUCCACCUCGCUGGUCAUCCCUCUCAUCGGCGAGUACCUCCUCUUCACCAUGAUCUUCGUCACGCUCUCCAUCAUCAUCACCGUCUUCGUCCUCAACGUCCACCACCGGUCCCCCAGCACCCACACGAUGCCGCGCUGGGUCCGUGGCUUCUUCCUCAACUUCAUCCCUCGCUGGCUCUUUAUGAAGCGACCCCCGGCGCCGCCUCCCCCCGAGGGGACCGCGGGGCAGUACGACCUCCCGGGGACGAGGCUCAGCACCUCCCGCUGCUGGCUGGAGACUGAUGUGGAUGACAAGUGGGAGGAGGAGGAGGAAGAAGAGGAAGAGGAGGAGAAGACGUACCCCGGCCGCAGGUCCAAGGGGGGAUCCCGCAGCCAGGCCACCCAGUGCCGCUACGCCUGUGGACGCCAAGCUGGGAAGGCGCCGGCGGGUUCAGCCCCCCGGGUGCCCCCCAAGGGGGAGGAGGAGGAGGAGGAGGAGGAGGAGGAGGAGGAGGAGGUAGGCUCGGACCGGGGGCUGGUGCUGUCCCCCAGCAUCCUGAAGGCGCUGGAAGGGGUGCAGUACAUCGCGGACCACCUGCGAGCCGAGGAUGCUGAUUUCUCAGUGAAGGAGGACUGGAAGUACGUGGCCAUGGUGAUCGACCGCAUCUUCCUCUGGAUGUUCAUCAUCGUCUGCUUGCUGGGCACCAUGGGGCUCUUCCUCCCACCCUACCUGGCGGGGAUGAUCUAGGGGCCGGGCUGGGCUGCGGUGGGGACGGCAGGCAAUGCACGUUCCCUCCUCCUGGGGAGCGGGGACGGUGGGGCCCACAUCCAACCAGACCCUUGCCUCUCCCUGAGAGGACACGGUUGCAACCACGGAGGACCUUCGGGUGGGAGUUGGAAGGUGAAGAAAGGGCUGUGCCGAGGGGUGACCUCGGGCUGGUGGGGAGGGACCUUCCAUCCCAUCUGGGGCGGUCGCAGCCAUCCCGGAAUCGAGGGAGACGCGGUACAGCCUCUCCGUUGCCCGAGCAUAGGUUGAAGGUAUCGAAGAGAGGCAUCUGCUUCCUCAACCUGCUCCAAGUCCUACCCAACGCGGCAAGCCGUAACUCUUGGGGUGGUCCAGGCAGGUCGUGGGAUGGAGGUCCCUGCUCGGCCGCGGGACUCGGGGUCGCAGACCCUCUGCAACCCGCCGGCACGAGCGGAUCGCUUCCACACCAUCCCACGCCGGAGCUCGGGGCGGCAGGGAGACGGGAAGAGCCGACCCAGAAAUGUGGGUGGCUUGGGAGGGAAAAGCCACCCUGCGGAACGGGACAACCCACCCAGCCGUGGCCAGACGGAGCCUGGGAGCUCGGGGUGCUGCCCUGCGCCGAGGCUGGUGGACUCAGCUGGCGUGGGGGGAACCUGCGCUGCCGGCGUCCGGCCCGAGCAAAUCCUCCUCUCCAUCCCACCUCAGACCCCAAACCGCCUGGCUCUGAUGACUGCUGCAAUCCGGUUUUUAAUUUCUAGCUUCCAUAUAUCCUAAAGAGCAUCUACUCUCUUCUUCCGUGCCCUCAGAGGCACCAGGAUUUUCCAGCAAUGAUUUUCUCCUCCAGGAGACCAGCCUGGGCGCCGUGGUGCUGGGUGUAGUCUGAGAGAUAUCGAGAAAACACUUUGUGCUUUCAGGAGUGAAACGGGCUGGAAUAAACGGUGCCAAGGAGGGACAUGCAUGUCCCGAGGGUGUUGCAACUGUUCA
Tyto alba (common barn owl) is the source of this 3142-nucleotide messenger RNA. RefSeq names its product cholinergic receptor nicotinic alpha 2 subunit (gene CHRNA2). Gene Ontology annotation, cellular component: neuron projection; synapse; postsynaptic membrane. Lineage: Eukaryota; Metazoa; Chordata; Aves; Strigiformes; Tytonidae. Gene Ontology annotation, molecular function: acetylcholine-gated monoatomic cation-selective channel activity; transmembrane signaling receptor activity. The record is from RefSeq and is a predicted model, not a curated record. The coding region runs from base 788 to 2161 and encodes 457 amino acids. Gene Ontology annotation, biological process: chemical synaptic transmission; signal transduction; monoatomic ion transmembrane transport. The transcript has 8 exons.